UACAGGUAGCAGGUUAUGGUGCACCUGACCAACCCACCUGAGCUGGACAUACAGUGGGACAAAGAAGCCUGAAUUUCUAAUACACCGUGUUUUCAUCUCCAGCUGGAAAAACAGAAGGCGACAGACAGAACUAGGGGGAGCAUGACAUCAUUUGUGCCACAAGCCCUGUCACCCCAGUUCCACACAAUGGGCCAGGAAUCCCAAGAGUACAGCCUGUACAACGACAACUUCUACAGCCCUCCACCUCUGCCGAGCCCACAGCAGACACUGCCAUCUGCCAGUGACCUGGUGGACUAUGCCACCCCGUCCUCCAACCCUUAUCUGUGGUUCGGUAGCCCUGGGCUGAAUGCUGCGCCCAACCUCGGGGGAGGGCCGCAGCCCUACGGCAUGCAGAGAGCCUAUCUUGGUGCAGGGGGAAUGGGGGGCGCAGAAGGGGGUUUCAGCUGGUUUUCUCUGCCUUCUCAAGAAGACCUGAUGAAACUUGUUAGACCACCAUAUUCUUACUCAGCUCUGAUUGCCAUGGCAAUAAACGGUGCCCCAAAUCGCAGACUCACGCUCAGUCAAAUCUAUCAGUAUGUAGCGGACAACUUCCCUUUCUACAACAAGAGCAAGGCCGGCUGGCAGAACUCCAUUCGUCACAAUCUUUCACUCAAUGAUUGCUUCAUGAAGGUGCCAAGGGAUGAUGAUGACCCAGGAAAGGGCAACUACUGGACUCUCGACCCAAACUGUGAGAAAAUGUUUGAUAACGGCAACUUCCGUCGCAAGAGAAAGAGAAAAUCUGAUUCCCUGCCUGAAGAAGAAGGAAAAGGCUACACGGAAACAGACUCUACUGCAUCGAGUCCAAAAGACCAGAGUAACACCAGUCACGAAUCCGAGAGAGGACCCUCUCCAGUUUCAGCAGGCGCAGCCCCCUGCCUUAAUGGCUUCAUGGCUCAGAUGAAUGAAAUGGUCUCAGGUUCAAGUAGCAUGCGAGAGGGUGCUCUGCUCCCCUCUAUGCCACUGGGUGUGUCUUUGGACACUCAAAGGGUCUCUCUAACCGGGGGUUUCGGCUCAUACUCGCCAAGUGCUACAGUACCACAAUGGGAGGCGCAGAUUCCUCCCCCGCCUCAAACAAGCAUCUCUUCCUCACCCUCUCACUACACAGGCAGCUACAGUGACUCAAUCCUUAGUCAGUUCAGUAGCAAUCUCUACCCAGGCCUGGACUCUGCUGGCAUGGUGUAUCCACGGGAAGGCACAGACGUGUAGAGGAAGAGAGGAAUCGAAGUGUGUUUUCCACCCGGCACUUGACAAAGCAGUUGGCUAAAUCAGUUACCUAAAUUCCCACAGUGUGGCCUGAGUCAGCAGAUUCAGCAAACACUAAGAGACCCACUUCCCCCUUCCCCCAAUUCACCUCGCUGUGUGAAUGCUCACACACUCGGCUCUCAUCCCCAACUGCUGAUCGCAUCUCAUUUCAGGUUACAGCUAAGUAUUUUUGAUGCGCUAAUGAUGUUUUGGUUUUUGUUGUAAAAUACUUCCAAUGUAUGAACCAUUUUGUUGUAGUACACUCACUGCACUGACUGUAAUGUAUUUGUGUUUUUUUUAUAUUUUGGUACUGUGAUAUAUGUUUAUGUGUGUAUAUGUAUCUGUGCAGAAAUAAACCAAAAUGAAGCUGA
Molecule: messenger RNA, 1652 nt
Organism: Pangasianodon hypophthalmus (striped catfish)
Lineage: Eukaryota; Metazoa; Chordata; Actinopteri; Siluriformes; Pangasiidae
Gene: foxi3a
Product: forkhead box I3a
Exons: 2
Coding region: 142-1245 (367 amino acids)
Biological process (GO): cell differentiation; regulation of transcription by RNA polymerase II; anatomical structure morphogenesis
Molecular function (GO): DNA-binding transcription factor activity, RNA polymerase II-specific; RNA polymerase II cis-regulatory region sequence-specific DNA binding
Source: RefSeq, a predicted model, not a curated record